Recurvomyces mirabilis is the source of this 762-nucleotide messenger RNA. RefSeq lists its product as uncharacterized. Lineage: Eukaryota; Fungi; Ascomycota; Dothideomycetes; Mycosphaerellales; Teratosphaeriaceae. Bases 1 to 762 code for a protein of 253 amino acids. The transcript is spliced from 2 exons. The record is from RefSeq and is a predicted model, not a curated record.
AUGGGUGACAGCACGUCCUUCAAGACCAUCGACCACGUUACCAGCUACCCAAUCGUCAGCGACAGCAUUGACGCCGUGAGGGCCAACCCAUACGGCAAGAAGGCACUCGAGAUCGGAGACAGCGCUGUCCAGAACGUCCUCAACACGGCCGGGCCCAUACUCCGCAAGCCUUACAGCGUCGCCGAGCCAUAUGUCAAGAAGGCAGAUGAGCUUGCGGUGUCUGGUCUCCAGCAGGUCGACGAGCGCAUCCCACUGCUCAAGGAGGACACACAGACUGUGAUCGACACGGGCAAGAGCUACGCUUUCUUUCCUUAUGCUUAUGCCAACGAUGUAUACUCUGAUGAGUAUCGCAAAGUUUCCCGUAAUCGCAACGGCAGCGAGAAUUUCGUAACUCUCAUCACCGCAAUCAUCAGCUCUUGUUUCCGCAUUAUGUUUGAGAUCUCCCACGCGGCUAAGGACUGGGUGCUCCCCAAAGCCAAGGAGAUCCAGAAAAAGAGUCCCGACUACCUACGCCAGGCCCAGGACACUGCCCAACAGUACAAGCAGAUUGGUCAGGAGAAGGUGAAUGAGUACACCAAGGUUGGCCAGCAAAAGGCCGAGGAGUUUAAGUCCCAGGCUCAGCAGACCGCCGACAACACCAGUCGCCAAACCCAGCAGACCGCCGAUCAAGCUCAGAGUAAGGCUCAGCAGACCGCAGACCAGGCGAAGCACCAGGCUCAUCAGACCAAGGAGGAUGCCAAGGCCAAGACAGGCUCGAAGUAG